Saccostrea echinata is the source of this 1351-nucleotide messenger RNA. Its product is annotated as ATP-dependent DNA helicase RecQ-like. Gene Ontology annotation, biological process: double-strand break repair via homologous recombination. Gene Ontology annotation, cellular component: cytoplasm; chromosome; nucleus. Lineage: Eukaryota; Metazoa; Mollusca; Bivalvia; Ostreida; Ostreidae. Gene Ontology annotation, molecular function: nucleic acid binding; 3'-5' DNA helicase activity; ATP binding. The record is from RefSeq and is a predicted model, not a curated record. Bases 14 to 1351 code for a protein of 445 amino acids. The transcript has 3 exons.
AUAGUUCUGAAACAUGGAGGAGAGACUCGAAUUUGCUCGAAAUAAACUUGGAAUUGAAUUUUCACUAAAGGAAAAACAAUUGGAAACUCUAAGAAAUUUAUGGGAGAGACGGGAUGUUAUAAGUGUGUUACCAACUGGUUACGGUAAAAGUGUCCUGUAUCAAUUACUUCCGUGGUUUUUACAAGGCGAUAGAGAAAAAACUGGAAUCGUGAUUGUCAUUGCCCCCUUGACCUCGAUUAUUGUUGACCAGGUGUCAUUUUUAUCUUCUAAGGGAAUAAAGGCCCUAUGCUUGAACUUUGAAGGAACUGGGUGUCGUUCCGCGGAUGAGGAAGAAACUGUCUCGAAGCUGGUCACAAAAGAUAUGCAGCGUAUCAUAGAUGGUGAUGUUGAGAUCCUUUACAGUCAUCCAGAAGCAAUUUUUUCUAAAAAGAUUGGUAGGAUUCUGAGGUCAAAAGUCUUUCAGGAGCAUGUUUGUUGUGUAACCAUUGAUGAGGUUCACAUGAUAGAGGAAUGGGGUGAAGAAUUCAGACCAAAGUUUAAAAAACUUGGAGACUUAACCUGUUUGUUUCCAUCUGCGGCACAUUUAUCACUAACAGCAACAGCGACUGAAACCUCAAUAGAAAGUCUUGGAAAAGUGCUGCAGUAUAUAAAUCCAGUUAUUAUCAAAGCCAAUCCUGACAGGCCAAAUAUUUUCCUAGAAAAGAUUGUGCGCCCUCCUAAUAUUAACAAAGUUAAAAAGUUAGACACAAUUAUUGAACCUCUGUGUGAGGAGCUGAAAGAGAAGAGGGAAAAUUUCCCUGUGACUAUUGUUUAUGUCGAAAAUUUAGAGUUGGGUUACUUUUAUCAGUAUGUGAACUCAGAAUUAAGGGAGCAUGAGUAUGUAGGUGAACCGAAUCCAGAAAACCGAAUCUUUGCACAAUUCCACAAAGAUUACACAGAGGCAAUGAAAAGCCAUGUGAUAACAGAGUUAAAAAAAGAAAACCCUACUCUUCGUUUAGUAUUUGCAACAGUUGCACUUGGUAUGGGUUUGGAUGCCAGGUGCAUUACCAGGAUCAUCCACUGCAGGCCUCCUACGACACUUGAAAAAUAUCUUCAAGAAAUCGGUAGAGCCGGUAGAAAUGGAGCCCAGUGCACAGCAAUACUGUAUUUCAAUAAUAAUGACAUUGCCAAAAACAGAAAGGGACUAAGUGAAGAAGUCAUCCAGUAUUGCAAAAAUUCUGAAACUUGCCUCAGACUUUUUAUAUUAAAGUACUUUGGAUUUAACCAGUCAUUAUACUGCGGACCACCAAAAGAUUGUGGCAGCAAUUGCAGGAGUAAAAGUUUGAAUAGGAUCCUUUGGAAAAGAAAAUAA